CAAGCUGGUGAUAAAUGGCCAGCCUCAAUGAACAACUGAUAGUCAACGAAGAAGAAGAAGAGAAGACAGACAAGAGUCACCACAUCAUGUCUUCAAUGGCAGCUGGUCUUGAAGAUGACAGUACUAGUGAAGCAACUCCAUUAUUGUAUCGACGUGUCACUGUCAACCAUACAAGAGUAGACCCAGAGGUGGCCAUAUUGCAGGCUUCCGUAUUUAUUGAAGACGGAAUCCAUUAUAGAUCAAUUCAUCACAAGAUUGAUCCUUUGUCACUAAAGUUCUACAAUAUAUAUCAUUCUUUUCUGGUCCAGUGUUUUCUAAACAUUACAGUCUUUAUAAUCCUGAUCCUCGCCUUCUUUGAAUACCCAACCUCGUUGAAACUCUCCUCUGAUUAUCGCUACGCUAACAUCACGCCCACACUUCGUGAGCCGCCAUGUGGUGCCACAGAAUCAGUCGAAAUAGUCUGCCUCGUGAUAUUUCUAAUUAAAGCCCUCAUACAGUGUCGGCUGUUGGGUUUGAAAAGGUUCUUCAAGCAACCCUGGCUUGUUUUGUAUUUCGUGAUGGUCGUGUUAUCUUUUUUUGAUCUCUCGAUAUCCUUUGGUUUUUGUGUCCAUUCAGGUCAGUCUUCUCUCGGUUCUACUAUCCGUAUGAGACGUUUCUUUCGUCCGUUCUUUUUCCUCGUCCCGUCCAGUAUCAUGAAGAAGUUUGUGAAAGCCGUCAUGCGAACUUGUGUACAGAUAUCGAGUGUCUUAGUACUUCUGGUCAUUCAUUUAUAUGUGUUUGCGAUGAUUGGAAUGUUGAUAUUCCCGAGACCACUCCCUCACAGACAUGUGAAUACUACGGAUUGGGACGACAAUGAGGAAGAACCCAGAGGGUUUUUAUCUCGAUAUGGCGACUUUUCCGAUAAAGAAGGCCAAAGACGUUUUAAAUCUGUAGAAGAUUCCUUGAUAUCUUUACUCGUGUUUCUAACGACGGCUAAUAACCCAGACGUGAUGACACAGAUAUAUCAAUACAACAGACUCUCUUUUAUUUAUUUUUUUAUCUUCCUUUGCAUCGGUCUCUAUUUGAUACUCAAUCUUCUAACUGCGGCUGUUUAUUCCGAGUUUCGUGGCUUCCUAGAGCAGUCGAUGCAGUCCAGUUUUGUUAGACGGGUAGUGGCCUACAGAGCUGCCUUUACUGUCCUCGCUCAGUGUUACAGGAGUAAUAGUAUGACUGAUCAAGUAACUAGUAAAGAUUUGGUGAGACAGUUACUGCGAAAAGCUAAAAUACCCAAAAACCAUCUGCCGGCAAUGUAUACAGCACUGGAAACCGAGGAAGGCUCUUCUGUAAUGUGGACAGAGUUUCGGGUGAUAUUCAAUAUCAUUUCUAAAGACUCAAAUAGUCGUUUAGGCGAAGAUGUUCAUUAUUAUUCUCGAUUUAAAGUGUUGGAGAUAUUGCAAAAACUAGUUCGACACAACGCUUUUCAAUACUUCACAAUUUGUAUGACCCUGAUCCACAUAAUAAUAGUAACAGUCGAAAUGGAAAGCGACUAUUACAGUGUAGUUAGACAAACUGAUUCCGCACUCGCCAUUGUAAAUUUCAUCUUCUUCUUUUAUUACAUUUUCGAACAGCUCCUAAAAAUUAUUGGGCUUGGAGGACGAAUUUAUUUUAAACAUUUUUUGCAUAUUUUUGAAGGCGUCGUUACCAUAGCGAUCGUCAUCACAGAGAUAACCAUCCUUGCCAUGUUUGGGCAUCCUUUUCAUCACUCCGAGUCAGAACCACCAAACUACGCCACUUUGAUUCGAGUAAUGAACUUAUUCAUUGUAUUCCGAAUGCUACGAAUCAUACCACAAGUUAAAUCGGUUUCUUUCGUGUUCGGAACUAUGGUCGAAAUCGUGAAAAACCUUCGAGCUUUUGCCGGAAUUAUCAUCGUCAUUUAUUACCUUUUUGCUCUUCUUGGAAUGGAGAUAUUUGGGAGGAAUCACAAAUUAGAAAAUGACACUUCUCCAGCUGCUUACAGGUGUGGUACAUACGAGCAGCUGGAGUAUUAUUCUUAUAAUUUUCAUGAUUUUGCUGCUUCGCUUGUAAUCCUUUGGAAUAUCAUGGUUGUCAAUAAUUGGUCAGUUUUUCUCGACGCUUUCUCUCGCUCAGCCACGAAAUGGUCUCAGCUUUAUUUCGUGGCAUGGUGGCUUGUAGCCGUCAUCAUAAUUGUGAAUCUAUUUAUAUCACUGGUAAUUGAAGUCUUCUUGACAAGAUGGGAAGCGUAUCACGAACAUAAUAAAAGAAAAAACGGCGAGGACAACAGAGCAAGUGUUGUAUCUGAUAUUCCACUUCUGGAGUCAACUGCGACUCCGUUUUCUGCUGGUAGCGACAUCAGAGUGCUACUGAGAAAGAAUUUAACGGACCCUCCGGAGAGCGAUUUGUUGCAUGAGAUUCAUAAACACAGCGACUUAUUGUAGCAAUGAUGAGAUGAUGUUUAUUGUAAAUUAUAAUUAUUGAAGUCGACCGAUUCCAGUCUGCUGGAGUAAAUACUAAGUGACUAUUAAUUUUAUCAUUUAGUAAUUAAUGUUAA
Molecule: messenger RNA, 2548 nt
Organism: Amphimedon queenslandica
Lineage: Eukaryota; Metazoa; Porifera; Demospongiae; Haplosclerida; Niphatidae
Product: two pore calcium channel protein 2-like
Exons: 4
Coding region: 15-2435 (806 amino acids)
Biological process (GO): monoatomic ion transport; calcium-mediated signaling; transmembrane transport
Cellular component (GO): lysosomal membrane
Molecular function (GO): ligand-gated sodium channel activity; intracellularly phosphatidylinositol-3,5-bisphosphate-gated monatomic cation channel activity; voltage-gated channel activity
Source: RefSeq, a predicted model, not a curated record